CAGAAGACGAAGAAUUAACAAGGGAAAAGGAAAACAGCAGUAGCCUACAUGAAUAAGUUAAGAUGGAGAUUGAAGACAUGAGUGAUCCUGAACCAUGUAGAAUGACAAAUGAAGAUACUGAGGAACUAAGAAACCCGAUGGAAGUGGAAGAAGAAAGUCAAAAAUGUUAUGAAGUGGAUGUGAAAACUCAGUAUCAGAAACCAGAUGAAUUCAUAACUGAAGAAAAAAAUUUCAGUUGCUCAAAGAUUGAGAAGAAUUUGUUACAAAGAAGAUCACAAAAAACAAGAGCCAAGAAAUCUUUAACCUGCACUCGGUGUGGAAAGAGUUUCACAAGAAAAGAUACUCUGAACAAUCACAUGAGAAUUCACUCUGCAGAGAAGCCUUUCACAUGCCUCCAAUGUGGAAAGAGUUUUACAUGUAAAGGGAGCCUUAACAUUCACAUGAGAAUUCACUCUGGAGAGAAGCCUUUCACAUGUCUCCAAUGUGGAAUGAGUUUUGCAUAUAAACCAAGCUUUAACAGUCACAUGAGAAUUCACACCGGAGAGACCUUGACAUGCCUUCAAUGUGGAAAGAGUUUUACACAAAAAGGACACCUUAAUUGUCACAUGAGGAUUCACACUGGAGAAAGCCCUUUCACAUGUCUUCAGUGUGGUAAGAGUUUUACACGUAAUGAGCACCUUCAGAGGCACACGCAAAUUCACACUGGAGAGAAGCCAUUCACAUGUCAUCUGUGUGAGAAUAGUUUCGCUCGUGAAGAACAUCUUAAGAAUCACAUGAAGAUUCACACUGGAGAGAAGCCUUUCAUGUGUUUUCAGUGUGGAAAGAGUUUUACACGGGCAGCCAAUCUCCAAAUUCACCAGCGUACUCAUUCACAACACCAAAGAAUGCAUACUGGAGAAAAACCUUACAAGUGUUCAUAUUGUGAAAAGAGUUUCAGUCACUCAGGAAUCCUGAAAAAACAUGCAAGAGUGCACACUGGAGAAAAACCUUACAAGUGUUCACAUUGUGAAAAGAGUUUCAGUCAGUCAGGAAACCUGAAAACACAUGAACAAGUGCAUACUGGAGAAAAACCUUACAAGUGUUCACAUUGUGAAAAGAGUUUCAUUUGGUCCUCACUCCUAAAAUCACAUGAAAAAGUGCACACUGGAGAAAAACCUUACAAGUGUUCACAUUGUGGAAAGAGUUUCACUCAUUCAAGUAUCUUGAAAGAGCACCAAAGAAUCCACACUGGAGAAAAACCUUACAAGUGUUCACAUUGUGGAAAGAGUUUCACUCAGUUAGGACACAUGAAAUCACACAAAAGGGGGCACACUGGAGAAAAACCUUACAAGUGUUCACAUUGUGGAAAGGGUUUCAGUCGCUCAGGAAUCCUGAAAAGACACGAAAAAGUGCACACUGCAUAAGCCAUACACUGCUCUGUGAGAUGAGCGUUAGCUCAAGUUCUCUAAAGAAACAAAUGAUUCAUCACAGUAAGAAAUUGUAAGAAAUGAUUUUUCUUGUGGUUCAUUUAAACAAAUAGUGAGAAAUUCUGAUAAACCCCAAAAGUACAUUUCAGCUAAGAGGGUAAUGUGUUAAAAUUCACUUCAAGAUCAGCUGAAUCUCUGUCUCUUCCACUUCAUGUCAUGAAGAUGAACUGUUCAAGAACUGUGCUUUCAAGAAUAUCAUGAUUAUUUUUAACCGGUUUUUACAGUUAAAUGCUUCUGUCUGUUUUUUUUUUUUUUUUUGGAUAAUUGUGACUUUUAUUUGAGUGCAUUAAUCUGUCCCUCCUAAAUUAGAUUAAAAGCUGCAUGUAAAAUGCAUCGUCUCAUGCUAACAAGUUCUGUCAUCUUUUGGUGACAGAACAUCUGCGGUGGUUCUUCAGUUUAGUUAAGUGUGAAUGCAAUGCCAUAGGGUUGGUCCUUUGUCUCCGUGAUAACCACAAAACCCAAAUGGCUUGAUUAUGUUCAGGGCCGUAGCUAGUGGGGUUAAAGUUGGUAAUGAUUCUUGGGGCCCACAGUUCCAGGGGGGGCCCACAACAAAUGAUAUUUGUCCUUUUUAUUUAAUAAUAUAUUUUUUUUCCCUUUUCUUCCAAUUUGGAAUGCCCAAUUCCCCUCGUGGUGGUGCGUUUACUCACCUCAAUCGGGGUGGCGGAGGACAAAUCUCAGUUGCCUCUGCUUCUGAGACGUCAAUUCGCACAUCUUAUCACGUGGCUCGUUGUGCACAACACCGCAGAGACUCACGACACGUGAAGGCUCAUGUUACUCUCCGUGAUCCACACGCAACUUACCAUGCGCCCCAUUGUGAGCGAGAACCACUAAUCAUGACCACGAGGAGGUUACCACAUGUGACUACCCUCCCUAGCAACUGGGCCAGUUUGGUUGCUUAGGAGACUUGGCUGGAGUCACUCAGCAUGCCCUGGAUUGGAACUCGUAACUCCAGGGUUGGUAGUCAGUGUCAAUAAUAAAUGUUUUUGUUAAUAGGGAUCAGGGCAAUAUACAGACAGGGGGCCCAGAAUACCAUGCUAUAGCCCUGGUUAUGUUAAUUAGUUUAAAAGGUCUAGAGGCACUCCCAUUCAGAAGUAGUGUCCUGUAAAUUAAAUCAAAAAGUGUUCCAAAAAAAAAACUGCAUGCUUUCUACUGGAUAUGAGUUUCAUGAGUGUGUGCCCAAAUUCGUCUAAGAGCUCAAUGUUUCAAGAUAAAUGGAUUAGUUUGUUUAAUCACAUCGUCCAUUGCUGUUCAAAAAUAAAGGAAUACAUAU
Messenger RNA from Xyrauchen texanus (razorback sucker), 2736 nucleotides. Its product is annotated as gastrula zinc finger protein XlCGF57.1-like. Gene Ontology annotation, cellular component: nucleus. The record is from RefSeq and is a predicted model, not a curated record. Lineage: Eukaryota; Metazoa; Chordata; Actinopteri; Cypriniformes; Catostomidae. Gene Ontology annotation, molecular function: DNA-binding transcription factor activity, RNA polymerase II-specific; RNA polymerase II transcription regulatory region sequence-specific DNA binding. Gene Ontology annotation, biological process: regulation of transcription by RNA polymerase II. The transcript has 2 exons. Bases 63 to 1403 code for a protein of 446 amino acids.